AUGGCCGGAAUAUUUGCACAAUUUGGAACUAUUGCAGCUAGCUCAAGUCAGAUUGAGUACGAACUCAUUUUUAUAUGCAAUGAUGUACAGAGAUUCCGUGCAGCGUAUACCAAAUACGGGGCAGGCCGAUACGUCGGCCUAACCAUUGGGAAUGAGGUUCAAGAUUCUGUUGGUAAUAUAAUGGCAAAAGUAUACAGCGUCAGAGGGUACCUGAAAUCUGUGGGCGUCCAAACACCCGUUUCCACGGUGCACACUUGGGUUGACAUUCGAAACAAUCCCGCUCUGUGUGGUGCUGACUUUGUUGGGGCAAAUGCACAUGCAUUCUUUGAUGGUGGUGUCAACUCGGGUCAAGCUGGUAGCUUCCUUUACAACACUGUCAAGCCCGCGUUGCAGGCUGCGUGCCCCGGGAAGAAGAUAUAUAUAACUGAGUCUGGUUGGCCAUCCAGAGGUGGAAAUAACCGAAACGCAGUGGCAUCUGUACCCGAUGAACACAAUGCAAUCUCAAGCAUCAACUGCGCCCGCUCGUGA
This is a messenger RNA of Psilocybe cubensis, 528 nucleotides long. RefSeq lists its product as uncharacterized. Gene Ontology annotation, molecular function: 1,3-beta-glucanosyltransferase activity; glucan endo-1,3-beta-D-glucosidase activity. Gene Ontology annotation, cellular component: fungal-type cell wall; cell surface; extracellular region. Lineage: Eukaryota; Fungi; Basidiomycota; Agaricomycetes; Agaricales; Agrocybaceae. The coding region runs from base 1 to 528 and encodes 175 amino acids. The transcript is spliced from 7 exons. The record is from RefSeq and is a predicted model, not a curated record. Gene Ontology annotation, biological process: cell wall organization.